Molecule: messenger RNA, 1001 nt
Organism: Asparagus officinalis (garden asparagus)
Lineage: Eukaryota; Viridiplantae; Streptophyta; Magnoliopsida; Asparagales; Asparagaceae
Product: ribulose bisphosphate carboxylase small chain clone 512-like
Exons: 3
Coding region: 245-763 (172 amino acids)
Source: RefSeq, a predicted model, not a curated record
GAAACCGAAGACCGAAACCCCCCUUCACUUGGUUUGCACAAUCAAUCUCCACUUCUCUUGUACCCACCGUCUCUCUCUCUCUCUCCCUCUCUCUCUCUCUCACUAAUUAAAUAAGCAGCUACAUCACUCUUAAACCGGCCUUGUCAUUUUGCACACCACCUUUCAAAACCACCUUCAUAGCUCCAUACUCCUCUCUCUCUCUCUCUCUCUCUCUCUUCUCUCUCUCACUCAAAAUAUCAAAGAUAUGUCAUCAGCUGGAUCUCUCUCUGCAACUAAGGUUGCCGGAUGCACCGGCCUGAGAGCCGACGCAGGCCGACACCUUUUUCCGGCGAAGAGCAGCGUUGGGUGGCGUGCAAGAACUGUUUCCAAUGGCUCCAGGGUUCACUGCAUGAAGACUUGGAAUCCAAUUAACAACAAGAAGUUUGAGACUCUCUCUUAUCUGCCACCUCUGUCUCCAGAAUCCAUAGCAAAGCAGGUUGAGUACAUGGUCGGUAAAGGAUGGGUGCCUUGCUUGGAGUUUGAUGAGGUUGGAGCAGUGCACAGAACCAACAGUCAGAUGCCAGGCUACUACGACGGCAGGUACUGGACUCUGUGGAAGCUCCCCAUGUUUGGCUGCACCGACUCCUCCCAAGUACUGAACGAGAUCGAGGAGUGCAAGAAAACCUACCCAAAUGCUUACAUCCGUCUCCUCUCCUUCGACAACAAGCAUCACUGCCAGCGCAUGUCCUUCGUCAUCCAAAAGCCCUCGCCCGUCAACGCCUGAGACUCUCUGCAGGCUCUGUGCACUUGGUGUUUCUUUUCGAGCAAGGGAAUAAUGUAGCAGUGAGGGAUAAACUCUUAAUGUCUGGUUUUGUUAUUUCUGUGGAUCUUUCUUUUUAAUCUUGUUGGUGAAUAAGGGGAAACUGCGAGACGCUGUUUGACGCUUUUCCAAUUCCUUUGUCAACUUGAGCUUGCAACUCUGAGCCUUUGAUGAAGGAACUUCAUACAGUAAUUUUCCUUAA